CCUGCACCCCGCCCCGGAGCAGCACCAUGCCUGCCUGUCGCCUUGGCCCGCUCACCGCUGCCCUCCUCCUAGGCCUGCUGCUGCUGGGCCUCCCCGCGGUCACAGGCACAGGAACAGAGAAACCAGGCGUGUGCCCCCACCUCGACGAGAAGGCGAAGUGCACCAGUGAGUGCAAAUCCGACAGCGAGUGCAAAGACAAUCUCAAGUGCUGCCAGGCGGGCUGCGCCUUCAUCUGCUCCAUGCCCAAUGAAAAGCAGGGCUCCUGUCCACAGAUGAACAGUAGCUUCCCCCAGCUUGGCCUCUGCCAGAACCAGUGCGACAUGGACAGCCAGUGUGAAACCAACAUGAAAUGCUGCCGCAAUGGCUGCGGGAAGAUGACAUGUGCCACACCCAACUUCUGAGCUCCAGCCUGCAGCCUGAGGCGUGGGGAGGGGACGUUUCUGCCUGGCCCUAUGUCUGGCCCCAGCCUGGCUGCCCUCACCUCUUUUUGGCCUCUGCAUACCCCACUGUGCUGCCCACACCAUCUCCCUUUUCCAAUCAAUAAAGUAACCACUUUCAGCA
This is a messenger RNA of Otolemur garnettii (small-eared galago), 561 nucleotides long. It is a transcript of the gene WFDC2, whose product is annotated as WAP four-disulfide core domain 2. Gene Ontology annotation, biological process: innate immune response; antibacterial humoral response. The transcript is spliced from 4 exons. Bases 27 to 401 code for a protein of 124 amino acids. The record is from RefSeq and is a predicted model, not a curated record. Lineage: Eukaryota; Metazoa; Chordata; Mammalia; Primates; Galagidae. Gene Ontology annotation, cellular component: extracellular region. Gene Ontology annotation, molecular function: peptidase inhibitor activity.